Caenorhabditis bovis is the source of this 2364-nucleotide messenger RNA. Lineage: Eukaryota; Metazoa; Nematoda; Chromadorea; Rhabditida; Rhabditidae. The record is from the annotation of a GenBank genome assembly.
AUGAUAUCUGAUUCGUUUUCAACUGAUCUCUCGUCUCUUCUUAAAACAUCUGCAUUUGUCGAACCCAGUGGAACCACUAAAAUUUUUAAAGAUGAGUGUCUUUAUUGCUACAAUAAUCCUCAAUCACAUGACGGAUUAUUCAUCAGCUUCGCAGAUUACCACAGCGUAUGUCGCAAGCAUUUGAGUUCCUACGUCGAAAAAACGAACAACAAGCUUUUUCUUCAACUUGAAACGAAAAAGAUUGCACGAGAGCAAAACUCUCAUACGGGUGAGCCGAGCAAUAAAAUAUCGAAAUUAACUAUCCAAGAUGAGCCAUUUUUUGAUUUCGACGACGCCUAUCACAUAAUAAUCUAUCCCGAUUUGGAAACACGCCAAUCGGUGUGCGACGAGCUCGAUGAGAAAGUGCGGGCGGUGGCAAAGCACAUCGCCAGCUGCACGAGUGCCGAACGGUUGACAACGUUGAGUUCGAGUAACAAUGCAUGGGACGCUGAUAUCAAGCUGAUAACAAAGCAUGCAAAUCUCGAACAACUUCCGAAUGGGAAGAAGCUUGAACACAGCGGCUGGAUGUGCGAGGAGGAGGGCUGCGGGCUAACAGAAAAUCUUUGGCUUUGUUUGACGGACGGUGCGGUUCGCUGCGGAAGAUCUCAAUUCAUUUCGGAAGGUCAAAAGUCGGCGGGAAACGGCCACAUGAAGGAAUAUUGCCAGCGGACCGGAUAUCCAUUGGUCGUGAAAUUGGGAACUAUUUGUGCCCAACUUGACGCCGCCGAUGUUUACAGCUACGACGAGGACGAUGCUGUCAUCGAUCCAAAUCUUGAUAAGCAUUUGGCGCAUUUCGGUCUGGAUUGCACAAAAAUGCAGAAAACCGCCAAGAGCACAAUGGAAUUGGAGCUCGACAUGAACGAGAAGUGGGAAUACCAAAAAUGUCAGGAGGAUGGCGUCUCGUUGACCCCGAUAUAUGGACCUGGAUACACGGGACUAAUUAAUACUGGUAGCAGCUGCUACAUGAAUUCGGUUCUUCAAACUCUAUUGCAAGUCGAUUCCUUUAAUGAUCGCUUUUCAACGAAAGCGGAUUCUAUUUUCAAAAAUACUGCCAUUGAAAACGUGCACACUGAUUUUAAUUGCCAAAUGGCGAAAGUGUUCUCAUCAAUGAUGAGCGGCGAUUACUCCCAAGAGGAUGAGAAUUCGCAAAGAGGCAUCAAACCGCUUCAAUUCAAGCGUGUUGCUGCUGGAAAUCAUCCGGAGUUUUCGACAGCGAAACAACAGGACGUUGAGGAAUACAUCAGAUUUUUAAUCGAGCGCAUUUCCAAUAUGAAUCCUGAAGACGUUGAGGAUCCAACUAACAAAUUGAGAUUCGAAAUGUGGAAUCGUUUCGAGGAUUUGGCGUCACACAAUGUGAGGUAUACUCAUAAUGAAGAAUUGAUUCUUCGCUUGCAAAUUCCUCAAAAUAUUUUGGAAGUACUCGCCAAUAAAACCGAAUUUUCUGCCGAGAGCCGAGUGUCAAUUGACAUGAAAAUGUCGCUUGGUGCAGCUUUUGGCGCCCAAUUUGUUGAGGGAUAUAAAUCGCCUAUUACCGGUGAAGCGAAAGGUGCCACAAAUAAAAUACAAUUCAAGUCUUUCCCGGAUUAUUUGUUUGUUCAAGUCCAGAAAUUCGCUUACUCAAGUAAUGGACAAAUGAAAAAACUAGAUAUUGAUUUUGAUGUUUUGGAAGAGCUUGAUCUCACUGCGUACAGAGGCAGUGGAAAAGCCGCUGAUGAGGAAUGCUUGCCGGAAGACGUGCCUACCGAAGCGGCUUUCGUUAUGCCGGAAAAUUUGAAGGCGGUUGCCGAGCAAUUGAUGGCUAUGGGAUUUGGUAAAGAUGCUUGCUAUCGAGCGUCGUUUGAAGCUAAUGGAAAUCUGGAGACAGCCUCCAACUGGCUCAUGGAGCAUCUCGAUGAUCCGCACCUUAACGACGAGUUCACUGGACCGAAAAAAGGGGCGGCUGUCAAUGAAGCUGACGAGGCGACCGUAGCAAUGAUAGUAGAACUUGGUUUUACUAGUCAUCAAGCGAAAUUUGCGUUGAAUCGUCAUCCUGAUCCAACGCAAGCAAUCGACUGGCUGUUCAAUCAUAUUGAGGACGUGCCGCCAGAGGUUGUUGAAGGUCCGAAAAAUGUCGAAAAGAAGAAUGGGCGCGUCUACGUCGAUGGUCCGGGAAACUAUAAAUUGAUUGGAAUGAUUUCGCAUAUGGGAAGUCGUCCUGACUCGGGUCACUACGUUGCGCACAUUCUCAAGGAUGACAAAUGGGUUCUUUUCAACGAUGAAAAAGUUGCACUCUCACAAGAUCCUCCAAAAAAGCUUGCUUAUAUCUAUAUCUACAAAAGAGUUUAA